AUGUUGAGAUUGACUAGAAAUCAACUACCUUUCAGAGUUAUUUCCAGAGAUUUUAGUUUUACCAGUAAGAGAAUAAUGAGCCAGGAGAUGUCAUUAGAUGAGCUUCCCUUAAAUAGAAGGAUAGAUGGACCUGUAAUCAGUUCGGUAAAGGACGUCAUCACUAAAUCGAUGCCCAGUAUAUUCAAUUUGUCUAUAUACAACGAUUCUUACAAACAUGAAGGUCACCAUGGGAUUGGAAAUUCAAGUAACAAAACCGAAUCACAUAUUAGAUUAGAAAUUAUUAGUGAUGAAUUCUCUGGGUUAAAUUUACCAAAUCGUCAUCGAAUGAUAUAUAAAAUACUGGGUAAUGAUAUGAAGAAAUAUGAUAUACAUGCGGUACAAUUAAGCACUAAGACAAUUGCAGAAUCUAAUAAGAGCUAA
Molecule: messenger RNA, 420 nt
Organism: Maudiozyma saulgeensis
Lineage: Eukaryota; Fungi; Ascomycota; Saccharomycetes; Saccharomycetales; Saccharomycetaceae
Source: the annotation of a GenBank genome assembly